This is a messenger RNA of Seminavis robusta, 3150 nucleotides long. The record is from the annotation of a GenBank genome assembly. NCBI's taxonomy places the organism in Eukaryota, Bacillariophyta, Bacillariophyceae, Naviculales, Naviculaceae.
CCGAACAACACAAAAGCACAAAAAGGCAAGAGAGCGAAAGAGAGAGGUCCUCUAACCAUACUAGCUAGCUAGCUGUAGUUGUAGCACCGCACGGUACAAUGUCGACUCCAGACUCUGAUAUGGAAUCCACAGAACGGUCGAAGAAAGAGGACCGCAAGAAGCGUAAGGAGGAGUCCAAGAAGGAUUCCAAGAAGGAGCGGAAAAAAGAAAAAGAAGAAAGAAAGAAGGAUCCAAAAACGGCAUCUCUCCGACACAAGCAAGGAGGAAGUGUUAGUGCCUGAUCUGACCACACUUCCACACCAAAAAGAAAAGAGAAACACAACAAUGACAAUGACAAUAGCACAGUAAGCUACCGUUUGAUCAUGCGUAUAUUGUGGCACCGAUGGUCGGAGCCUCGGAAUUGCCGUUUCGGUUAUUGACGCGCAAAUACGGCGCUCAGUUGGCAUAUACGCCCAUGAUGAGUUCGGUCCGAUUUGUCCGGGAGCCAUCUUAUCGCAAUGAAAUCUUUCAGACCAACCCACUGGAUCGACCGUUGGUGUGUCAUUUCAGUGCCAAUUCGCCCACUGAUUUUGCCAAAGCCGUUCAAUUGGUGGCGGACCAAUGCGAUGCCAUUGAUCUCAAUUUGGGAUGUCCUCAACGGACUGCCUUUGUCGGCCAUUUUGGCAGUUACUUGUUGGAUCCCGGUCCCGAUCGACAAUUGAUUUGUGAUAUUGUGCGUGCGGGCGUUCAGGCAGUGUCGCCUUCGAAACCCAUUUUGGUCAAAAUUCGACUCUUGGAGACAUUGGACGAAACCAUUCAACUCUGUCGACAAUUAAAAGAUGCCGGUGCCAGUCUCAUUGCCAUUCAUGCCCGAAAGCGUGCCGGUUGGGAACGCAAGGGACCCGGGGCACGCGAUGGACCGGCCAAACUCGACUUGGUCACGCACAUCAAACAAGCCGUGCCCAAUAUUCCCAUUAUUGCCAAUGGAAACGUCAUUUCCUAUCAAGAUGUACUCGACAACCAAACACUCACAAACGCCGAUGGAAUUAUGAGUGCCGAAGGAAUUCUCGAUAAUCCGGCACUCUUUUUGCCACGGUUGGGAAACAAUGAAACUACGAUACAACAAACAGUCACCAUUGUCGAUCCACUUUUACAUUGUUGUUUCAAGGACGAUGCUACUAUCCCACCAUUGGAUGAAUCCAAUAACACAAAGGACACCACCAACUUGAAUUCCAAAUCAGCAACAACAACAUCCAAUACUGAUGUCAUCAAGAAAAAGAAACGAAAACUACUCAAGAAAUUGAGGGAAAUUGAACGCAUUCAGACUAAAGUACAAGAGAAUGGUGGGGAUGACUCUAUAUUGGAAAAAGAUGAACACCAAAAACUAAAAGCCAAAUCGUCCGUUCAAGAGGCCAUUCGGAAGUUGGAUCAACAAGAAGAAGAACAGCCGAAGCAGGAGAAUGGAACGACGACAUCAUCAUCGUCAUCAUCCGACGUCAAUCAAAAACCCACUAGUACUACUCCACCACACAACAACAACACGAAAGAGUUGACGGUGGCCAAUUCCACCCACACGAUUCCACUCUCCCAACUCUACGACACGGCCAAUGACAAGAUUGCAUUGGCCAAGGAGUAUCUACAAUUGGCGCAGCGGUUCGGACCCACCACGAUGCGAACACAAAUCUUUCAUGUUCGUCGCAUGAUGAAGGAGAUUCUAGAUCAGUACCAACUCAUGCCGGAUUGUUUGCAGUGUCGCACACCCGCGCAACUCGUCAACAUUGUACGACUAUGCGAAUCUUAUCGACACGAUCCCACACUGUUUGUCUACAAUCGUCAAAAAGCCAAAGAACAAGCAUUGGCAUUGGAACGCAAACGACACGAAGAAGGAAAACGCAAGGCAUUCGAAGCACGCAUGAUUCGAAAGGCCAAACGAGAAGGAAAAUUGCAGGAUCUGGAAUACUACCUGCGACGAGGGGCCACCGUGCCGACGCAAGCAUUGGUGAAACAGUUGAGGAGCAUGAAGGACGACAACAAACCAGAACAAUUAAAGGCGUGGACGGAGAACGAUCAUUCCCAACAUUGUCUUGCGUUUCAUUUGGACAAGACGUGUCAACGAGGACGGGCGUGUGCCUUUUUGCAUGUAGAUGCCAAGGCCAGUAAUGGUGGCAGUCACAAGAAUGGUGAACAUGGUGGUGGUGGUGGUCAGGAUACCACCUUUGAGGAACAAGACGAAGUGGCAGGAUAAGUACAUGUUGUGCUUACCGAGCUAUUCAUCAUACAGUGGAUAAAUCAGAUUCAAACUCAUCUUUGGUCUACUUUAUUUAGUCCAUUUCGAGCUUGGGGCAUACCGCAUAGUAUGCUCGUCCAGUAUGGGUGUCUUGGUACCGCUUCCCUGCUCUACUACCUAGCUUGCAAGCAAGCUAGACUCGUUUCUCCUGGCUGUGCGGUACCCGUAGCUUGAUACCCAACUGGAAUCGAGGUGCCCCGUCGAUCCUGCUCUUGCAUGAAGACUUCUAACGAAUGUUGAUUGGAAACUGUGAGACUAUCAUACAUUGUAGCUGCUGGGCUAACGAUUUCAGCACGGAGUGAGUGAUUCCAUUCAGCAAGUUUGACUCUUCAGCUUGCAAUCACCAGUGACAGUUGGCGGAAAGGGACAUGGGUUUUGUCUACUUUUGAUUAAAUACCUCAAUUCGAGACGAUCACAUAAAUGAUGUUGAUAUAUUACCGCCCUUCUUCACGAGACCCAGGGCAGCCAUUGUCACGUAGCCACUGGAUCACUUCCUUUUGGUUGAACAGGCAGGCAGCUCGAUAUGUUGAUGCACUCCAUGGACAACCAUUUUCACGAGCCCACUUCAAAAUUUCCAAAUGCCCAUUUUCAGCAGCACGAGCACAUGUAUCCGCAUUCCAAGGACAACCAUUUGCACGAGCCCACUUUAGAAUUUCAAAAUGCCCAUUUUUAGCAGCAGCCCAGCAUGUCACUUUAUCCCAUGGACAACCAUUUGCGUGCAACCACUUUAGAAUUUCAAAAUGGCCAUUUUUUGCAGCACCGCCACAUGUUCGCUCAUUCCAUGGACAACCAUUUUCAUCAGCCCACUUCAAAAUCUCCAAUGGCAUUUUCAGCAGCACUAGAACAUGUCAAAGCAUUCCAUGGACAACCUUUUCACGAGCCCA